Molecule: messenger RNA, 2061 nt
Organism: Carlito syrichta (Philippine tarsier)
Lineage: Eukaryota; Metazoa; Chordata; Mammalia; Primates; Tarsiidae
Gene: NAB2
Product: NGFI-A binding protein 2
Exons: 5
Coding region: 16-1302 (428 amino acids)
Biological process (GO): negative regulation of DNA-templated transcription
Cellular component (GO): nucleus
Molecular function (GO): transcription factor binding; transcription coregulator activity
Source: RefSeq, a predicted model, not a curated record
CCCAGUGCCCGAGCCAUGGCACUGCCUCGGACGCUGGGGGAGCUGCAGCUGUACCGGGUCCUGCAGCGCGCCAAUCUCCUUUCCUACUAUGAGACCUUCAUCCAGCAGGGAGGGGACGACGUACAGCAGCUGUGUGAGGCGGGUGAGGAGGAGUUUCUGGAGAUCAUGGCACUCGUGGGCAUGGCCACCAAGCCCCUUCAUGUCCGACGCCUGCAGAAGGCUCUGAGAGAAUGGGCCACCAAUCCAGGGCUCUUCAGCCAACCAGUGCCUGCCGUCCCUGUCUCCAGCAUCCCGCUCUUCAAGAUCUCUGAGACCGCGGGUACCCGGAAAGGGAGCAUGAGCAAUGGGCACGGCAGCCCAGGGGAAAAGGCAGGCAGUGCCCGCAGUUUUAGCCCCAAGAGCCCCCUUGAACUUGGAGAGAAGCUGUCACCACUGCCUGGGGGACCUGGGGCAGGGGAUCCCCGGAUCUGGCCAGGCCGGAGCACCCCAGAGUCGGACGUUGGGGCAGGAGGAGAAGAGGAGGCUGGCUCGCCCCCCUUCUCCCCACCUGCAGGGGGAGGAGUCCCUGAGGGGACUGGGGCUGGGGGGCUGGCAGCAGGUGGGACUGGGGGUGGCCCCGACCGACUGGAGCCAGAGAUGGUGCGCAUGGUGGUGGAGAGCGUGGAGAGGAUCUUCCGGAGCUUCCCAAGGGGGGAUGCUGGGGAGGUUACAUCCCUGCUGAAGCUGAAUAAGAAACUGGCACGGAGCGUGGGGCACAUCUUUGAGAUGGACGAUAAUGACAGCCAGAAGGAAGAGGAGAUCCGCAAAUACAGCAUUAUCUACGGCCGCUUCGACUCCAAGCGGCGGGAGGGAAAGCAGCUCAGUCUGCACGAGCUGACCAUCAACGAGGCUGCUGCCCAGUUCUGCAUGAGGGACAACACACUCUUAUUGCGAAGAGUGGAGCUCUUCUCUUUGUCUCGCCAAGUGGCCCGAGAGAGCACCUACUUGUCCUCUUUGAAGGGCUCCAGGCUCCACUCUGAAGAACUGGGAGGUCCCCCACUGAAGAAGCUGAAACAGGAGGUUGGAGAACAGAGUCACCCUGAAAUUCAGCAGCCUCCCCCAGGCCCUGAGUCCUAUGCACCCUCUUACCGUCCCAGCCUGGAGGAAGACAGUGCCAGCCUGUCUGGGGAGAGUCUAGAUGGACACUUGCAGGAAUUCGAGGAAGGGCUGCUGGACCGAUGCCCUGCCCCGGGACCCCAUCCCGCUCUGGUGGAGGGUCGCAGGAGCAGCGUGAAGGUGGAGGCUGAGGCUAGCCGGCAGUGAGGGGUGGACUGGCGUCCUCAGACCCGGGACCCCAGACUUCUGGCUCACACAGGCCCCCACAUUCUCCAUUCCCGGAAUCUAGUCACAACCCUGGAUCCUUUCGCUACCCUUCUCCUGCCUCCCCAUCUGCCCCAUGGGCAUAAGACUAUGGGGCUUCAAGCAAUAACGAAGCAGGGGCCUGGCGAGAGGACACAAGGAGGGUGCGUGGUGCCCCCUCACCCCUGCCCAGGCUGAGGGGGCAAGGACUCUGCCUCCAGGGCACCAGGGGUUCUCCCCCCCACACACACAACACACUCCCAUUCUCUCUAGGUUUGCACCAGAGGUGUGAACAGUUGGACUCAGUUUGGACAUGGGGGAAGGGGGACUCCCCUGGGAAGGUCCAGCAACUAAAAAUGGCCACAUUUCCCCCAGAACUGGGGGCCUGGGAACACUGGACCUGCUCCUCCUCCCCUCUCCUUCCCCAUUUUUGUGCUUUGAGUUUGUUUCUUUAAUUUAAGGAGUGCUGCAGUUUGCCCUCCCAUCCCCAUCUCUCCCCCAAGUCCUCAGCAAUUCUUCCCCUCCUGUCCUGGGGGGAGGGGGCGGAUGUGGGAUCCCUUCACCGGCUCCCUAGGGAGGCCUGGGUUGGACUCAGGGUCCCCUCUGGUCGGAGGCUGGACCGCAGCACCUAUCUGAGCAGUUAGAGCGUCUUUCUUUUCAAAUUGUGUACAGUAGAUUAUUUAUUUUGUUAUUUUGGAAUAAAAUUUAUUUUAUGGCUUAGGA